AUGGCCCCAAAGAAAGGUGGUAAAGAACCAGCUAAGAAACCAGGCAAAGAGGCGGUGAAGGUAUCCGGACCUCCACCAAAGCCGAAGAAAAUCCCACCACCUCCAGCAUGCUUUAAACCCGAAGACAUUGCGAGGUUCAAGGAAGUAUUUAAGUUACACGAUGAGGAAAAUAUCGACAAGGUGCCGAUUGAUGACAUUGGGAUAAUGCUGAGGAGAAUUGGUUUUAACCCCAAAACUGCAGAACUCCAGGAAUUAUUCGCGAAGAUUCUUGAAGAUGAUCUAGUAGAUCAAGUGGAGUUUCACGAAUUUUUGUUUAUGAUAGAAGCUAAAAUGGCUAUGGGAGAUGAUUUUGAGGUAGUUAUAGUCAAUGCUAUGCGAGAUUUAGGUCAUGACGAUGAAGAAACAGGUCUCGUAGACUUUGAGAAGUUUCGAGAAGAAUUGAUGACGUGGGGUGAACCCCUCGUUGAUAUAGAGUUUAUGGACUGGAUCAAACUUUGUAUGAAAGACAAAACUUAUAACAUCGAAGAUGGAACAUUUCGCUAUAUAAAGUUCAUAGAGAAUAUGAAUAUGAGGGAUAGAAGAUUCUUCCCAGAGCCAAUUAACUACUUUAAGUUAGAUCAGAAGACUUUAGCUGCGAUGGCAAUGCAGAAGGCUCAGGAGGAGAAGGAAGCAGAAGAGAAGAAGGCAGCAGAAAAGCGUGCGAGAGAAGAAGCUAAACGGCAAAGGAUGAUCGCAGAGGGUUUAAUACCACCGGACUAG
This is a messenger RNA of Arctia plantaginis, 759 nucleotides long. The record is from the annotation of a GenBank genome assembly. NCBI's taxonomy places the organism in Eukaryota, Metazoa, Arthropoda, Insecta, Lepidoptera, Erebidae.